Molecule: messenger RNA, 1182 nt
Organism: Propithecus coquereli (Coquerel's sifaka)
Lineage: Eukaryota; Metazoa; Chordata; Mammalia; Primates; Indriidae
Gene: SMPDL3A
Product: sphingomyelin phosphodiesterase, acid-like 3A
Exons: 6
Coding region: 226-1182 (318 amino acids)
Molecular function (GO): hydrolase activity
Source: RefSeq, a predicted model, not a curated record
ACAUUCCUUCCCAGGCCAGUCACUGACGCUUAGAAACGAGAGUGCUAAUAGCUAUGCAAGGACUGAAGGUCAGGCUAACCGACCGGCGGCGGAACCUGCCCUUGCACGUGAUAGGCUGGGCGUCUACACCGCAGCGUUCUUCUACCUCCUCCCCACUCCGGGCCUCACGGUCUGAGUGGAACCGCGGGACAGCCCGAGCCUCCCGGCUCCGUGCCACGGCCAGCCAUGGCGCUGCUGGCCGCUCUCGUCUGCUGUCUGCUGGCCGCCUGGUACGGCCGCCCGGGCCUCGGGCUGCCCCUGGCGCCAGCUGGCGGCCGGCGGCCGGCGGUUGGACAAUUUUGGCAUGUGACAGACUUACACUUAGACCCUACUUACCACAUCACAGAUGACCACACAAAAGUAUGUUCUUCAUCCAAAGGCGCAAAUGCCUCCAAUCCUGGUCCUUUUGGAGAUGUUCUGUGUGAUUCUCCAUAUCAACUUAUUUUGUCGGUAUUUGAUUUUAUUAAAAAUUCAGGACAAGAAGCAUCUUUCAUGAUAUGGACAGGGGAUAGCCCACCUCAUGUUCCAGUAACUGAACUCUCGACAGAAACUGUUAUAAAUGUGAUCACUAAUAUGACAACCACCAUUCAGAGGCUCUUUCCAAAUCUCCAGGUUUUCCCUGCACUGGGUAAUCAUGACUAUUGGCCACAGGAUCAACUGCCUGUAGUCUCCAGUAAAGUGUACAAUGCGGUAGCAAACCUCUGGAAACCAUGGCUAGAUGAAGAAGCUGUUCAUACUUUAAGGGGAGGUGGCUUUUAUUCACAGAAAGUUAGAACUAAUCCGAACCUUAGGAUUAUCAGUCUAAACACGAACUUGUACUAUGGCCCAAAUGUCGUGACCCUGAACAAGACUGACCCAGCAAAUCAGUUUGAAUGGCUGGAAAGUACACUGAACAGCUCUCAGCAAAAUAAAGAGCAGGUGUACAUCAUAGCACACGUUCCAGUGGGAUAUUUGCCUUCAUCAAGGAGCAUCACAGCAAUGAGAGAAUACUAUAAUGAGAGAUUGAUAACUAUUUUUAGAAAAUACAACGAUGUUAUUGCAGGACAAUUUUAUGGGCAUACUCACAGAGAUAGCAUUAUGGUUCUUUCGGACACAAAAGGUAAUGUGAUGUUCUGUUUGCAUCUCCCCAGUCCAAGAGGCUAG